This is a messenger RNA of Cyclospora cayetanensis, 1839 nucleotides long. RefSeq lists its product as uncharacterized. The coding region runs from base 52 to 1839 and encodes 595 amino acids. Lineage: Eukaryota; Apicomplexa; Conoidasida; Eucoccidiorida; Eimeriidae. The transcript has 6 exons. The record is from RefSeq and is a predicted model, not a curated record. Gene Ontology annotation, molecular function: metal ion binding; mRNA binding.
CGGCUUGCACAGGCGGAAGAGAAGACGAAGUCUACGCCACAGCGAAAGCCCAUGGGGGUAGGCAAAGGUGGUGUGCGCUUGCCUUGGGAUCGAUUCUUUAGGAUUAAGAUGUGCCCUUGGAUGGCUGAGGGGUGCUGCCGCCACGGUGAUCUGUGUAAUUAUGCACAUAGUCCUGGGCAGCUGAGGCCAUGGCUUUCUUUGUACAAGACGAAACUCUGUGACGCCUUUAAGCGGGGAGAAUGCAUCAACGAGGAGUGCAACUUUGCUCACGGAGCUCAGGAGCUUAGACACACUACCGGAUACUAUAAGACCGAACUCUGUCAGCUGUCGCUUGCGGGAAGUUGUCCAUAUGGAGAGGUCUGCCGCCACGCACAUGGCGUCGAGGAGCUUCGACCUAAGACGCAGCUAGGCAGGAGAAACAUCGCUCUGUUCUUGGGAAGCCAGUCGCAGGGAACCGCAUCUAAGGAAACCACCACAGGCACUGAGGAAGAGGAAGGAGCAGUGAACGGGGCCUCGCUAGAGGGGCAGAGGCAGACUGCUUAUGUUGCAGCUAAUAGUGAGAAUCAAGCCGAAUUGGGGAGGCUCCUAUACAUCUCAGAUCAACCUAGGAAUCUUUCACGUGGCAAAAAGACAGGAGACUCCGGAGAAACAUGUCCAGAUAGCGCCCGGGAGCGUUCCACAGUUAAACACGCGACUGUUUUACGACAGAAGGUCAACAUUAGUACGAGCCAAGAGGAAAGCCCUGAAGCUGCACCGGAGCAGCGUGCUGUGCAGCAGCAGCAGUUACUGGAGGAUCAAAAGCUGGAAGGAGAUGCAAUGAUAAACGGGGUAGCUACAAGCGCAAGUCAUCACCGAAAGAAGACAGGAGGAUUGCGCAAGUGCCCUAAGCAGCAACAUGACGAGGAGAAACAGCAUCAGCAAGAUGCAAGUAUUCAGCAGGACCAGGAACAAGGGAGCACAUCCUUUCAGCAGUCAGAACUGUCUUCACAGCAGCAAGUGCUACAGCAUGCCAGUGCACAUAUAUGGCGGGACAUUCAUCUCUCCCUUCAGAUGUUGGAGGCUUCAUCUUCAAGGUCUUGUUUUGGCGUUCCCUGUGGUCCCCCACUAAGCAGGAGCAGGGGUCCACAGAAGUUGUCGGGGGACACCUGCUUCGGUACGCCUGGGUCUUUGACGCCGGUAUGGUGCCUACAAAACUCUCCAGCCCAAUCUGUAGACGACAUUGGCCCUACAGAUUACCCUUCAUGGCCCUUGGGCCCACCCGUGCACCAGCCGUUCCCCUGCGCUACUUCACGCUAUGGGCCUCCCUUGGGAGUCCCUCUUCUUCCUAAGCCGCCUCACAACCCCGGGGAUUCGUAUAAACCUGCACACUGCUUUGCGCAGUGCUCAGUGGAGCCUGGAAAGGCCAUCCAGGGGCCACAGACCCUCAUCCCCUUAUCUUCACGGCCCCUUCAUUACGACAAUGGAAUACUUACUGUCCACCCACAUCAGCAUCACGGGCAUUGCCAGCAUUCACCAUGCAUGUGCCACUGUACAGCUGCUCAUGAUUCUGGGGAACCUUUCUCUGGGAUGUCUGUACAUCCUCUGGCGCGUCCAGUGCUUGUGACAUCGGCCGGCGGCGUAGGAUUGGGCUCAGUGCUAGGCUCUCCGUCCAUCUGUCUCUUGCAUAGUCCGUCUGGCUGCCCCACCCUCCGCAGCAACACUGCCGGGGACCACUGUUGGCAUAACGGUCUUUCGGGACCUUUUUUUGGGGGAGGCGCAGAGAGAAUUUUUUUCUGGAUGCAACAAGUGCCCUUGAGAGAUCUCGAAAGGGCUACCUGCGUGGAGAAGUACGAGGACUAA